AUGCCAGGAUUGGACAGCCCUGAGGACCUGUGUAAUAAUGUCUCUGUGUCUGGAUUGGACAGUCCUGAGGACCUGUGUAGUAAUGUCUCUGUGUCUGGAUUGGACAGUCCUGAGGACCUGUGUAAUAAUGUCUCUGUGUCUGGAUUGGACAGUCCAGAGGACCUGUGUGUGCUCUACUCUAACAGAGCAGCCUGCUACCUGAAAGAUGGAAACAGCUCUGAGUGUAUACAGGACUGCACCAGGUCCUUGGAGCUGCAGCCCUUCUCCCUCAAGCCCCUCCUACGCAGAGCCAUGGCUUAUGAGACUAUGGAGCGGUACCGACAGGCCUACGUGGAUUACAAGACCGUGCUGCAGAUAGAUAUCAGUGUGCAGGCUGCACACGACAGUGUUAACAGGAUCACGCGGUUACUGAUAGAGCAGGACGGAGAACAGUGGAGAGAGAAACUACCUGAGAUCCCUCUGGUCCCACUAUCAGCUCAGCAGCACCGCAGGGAGGAACCACCCAGCGCUGAGGUCCUACAGGCCAGAGCAGAGAAGGCCAAGCAGCACGCAGCUCAAAAAGCAGAAGUCUGUUUCAAUUCGCUGAAACAAGAAGGAAAUGAGUUUGUGAAGAAAGGUCUGUUCCAGGAGGCUCUGAGGACGUACAGCGAAUGCCUUAAGCUGAAGCCAGAGGAAUGUCCCAUCUACACCAACCGAGCGCUGUGCUUCCUGAAGCUAGAUAUGUUUGCUGAAGCCAAGCAGGACUGCGACUCUGCCCUGAGGCUGGAGCCAGCCAAUAAGAAGGCCUUCUACAGACGGGCCAUGGCCAAUAAAGGCCUCAAGGACUACCUGGCGUGCAGCUCUGACCUACAGGAGGUGCUACAGCAGGAUCCCAACGUAGCGGAGGCUGAGAAGGAGCUGGAGGAGGUCACGCUGCUGCUCAGACAGAGUCUGGCCCGGGGAUCACCUAGCAACCCCAGGAGGACUGUACCCAUCACUGAGGUUGAGGGGACUGAGGACGAAGACCGUCAGGCUGCAGAGCCAGACAGGACCAGAGCAGCAGAAUCAUCAACAACAUCCACGUCAACCCCAGGCCCAGCAGAGAACCACUGUGGAGGAGGAGGAAGAGGAGGAGAGGAGGAGGAGGCAAUAACCAUCAACCUCCAGCCCUCGAACGCCUAUGAGUUCAACCAGUCCCUGAACGCAGCGCGGGCCCAGUCCAACCUCCCAGCCUGUGCUGAGCUGCUGAGCCGUGUUCCCCCCGAGACUCUGCCCGUCUACCUCAGUAAUCAGCUGGAUGGACACACAGUCAGCUUCAUUAUGCAGAGCCUGGACACACAGCUCCUACAGAAGGACCCUGACCUCGUCUACCAGCACCUCAGCCAUCUACACACUGCUGACAGGUUCUCGGUCGUCGUGAUGCUGCUAAAGAGUGAACAUGAUCAGAUGACUCGACUGUUUGACCGUCUGUCUGCUGUGGACAGUGAUGCCUUCAGUAAGAACGAUGUGCAGAACCUGGCCAACAAGUACAUCUGACCUCUAACCUCUGACCCUGUCUGGCCUGCUGGAGCGCAUCCCAAAUCGGUCCCUAUUACCGAGUGCACUAUGGAGGGAAUAAGGCACCAUUUGGCAACGUCGCAGCAGACUUUAAAUACGAGUCCAGACUGCAAAUCACCUUGCGUCAUAAAUAACUACUCAAUAUUAUUUUGUAGGUCAAGUCACAAUUUACCCAUGAUACACCACGGUUUUGAUGUUCUCAAACACGACCCUUCACUCUGUCCUGUGUGAAGCUCCCAACACGACGUACUGGAUCUAUGCAACGAUG
This is a messenger RNA of Oncorhynchus keta (chum salmon), 1804 nucleotides long. Its product is annotated as sperm-associated antigen 1A-like. The record is from RefSeq and is a predicted model, not a curated record. Gene Ontology annotation, molecular function: protein binding. Gene Ontology annotation, cellular component: cytosol. Lineage: Eukaryota; Metazoa; Chordata; Actinopteri; Salmoniformes; Salmonidae. The coding region runs from base 1 to 1515 and encodes 504 amino acids. Gene Ontology annotation, biological process: axonemal dynein complex assembly. The transcript has 12 exons.